Messenger RNA from Populus euphratica (Euphrates poplar), 1822 nucleotides. RefSeq lists its product as uncharacterized. The record is from RefSeq and is a predicted model, not a curated record. Bases 605 to 1381 code for a protein of 258 amino acids. Lineage: Eukaryota; Viridiplantae; Streptophyta; Magnoliopsida; Malpighiales; Salicaceae. The transcript has 5 exons.
GGGUUUGUUCUGCAGUGGAAAGAUUGAAAAUAGCAGGUUGUUGGUUAGAGAUCUCUGGAUUCAAAUGUGUUCCGCGUAUGACUUUAUUGAGCCUUCGGCAACAAUAAGGAACCCAAAAGAGGGGAAAAGAGAGAUCAGAAGUAGGAAGGGUCAGUUCUUAAAAGAAGUAAUUUUGAUUGCCCACCAAAACCAAACCGUCUUAUGGUAAUAUCAUAUCAUCAUGAGCUAUGUUUAUUCACCAUCAUGAUCAUUGUCAACAGGCCAAGAGGGAGCAAAAGCAGAGACAGAGGGUUGAAUAGGAAACACCUUUUACAUUUAUGCCCCCAACUAUUUACAGGAAAGAGAUCAAAACUUUAUUACCAAAGCAAAACUCGUCCCUUCUCCGAAGUAACUGUGCUUAGGUUCUUUGUUUGUUUUAGGGGAAGCAAAGCAAAUCGAAGCAAAAUAGGCCCCAUCCAUAUCAUACCCUAUGAAUUUGAUAUGGGCAAUCUGUAAAACUUACUCAUUCACUCACUCACUCUCAUCCCAUUCUUUCUCCAAAUAAAAUGAGAAGCAGAUUAUUAUUGGAAAGGACACCAAGAGAUUUGCAGUGAAGUGAAGGGAGAUGAAUGCGAAUACAACACUCACUCUAACCAGCAUUACUCAUAGUAUCAAAAUUCCGUUGAUGGUGAUGAUAAAGUAUUGCCCUUGCCCUUGCCCACCACCACCGUCUCCCAUUUCAAUCAGGUCUAGCCGCCUCCGCAGCCGAAUAAGCUCCUUGCCACCCAGCUUGGUCAUAGAGGAGACAUCCACCACCAUGUCUGAUACUAAUACUGAUACUGAUAUUGAGACUGAUUCACAAGCAGUUUCCCGUCGCCUUAUUUUGCUUCGCCAUGCUAAGAGCUCCUGGGACGACCGCUCACUUCGAGAUCAUGACCGGCCACUAAGUAAAAGUGGAGAGCUUGAUGCUGCCGAAGUCUCUCAAAAGCUUCUGCAGUUGGAUUGGAUACCUCAGCUUAUUUUGUCUAGUGAUGCAUUGCGAACCAAGGAAACACUUAGAAUAAUGCAGCAACAAGUACCGGACUUUUUGGAUGCAGAGGUUCAUUUCAUUUCAAGUUUCUAUUCUGUUGCAGCUAUGGAUGGUCAGACUGCUGACCAUCUUCAGCAAGCUAUCUGCAAUUACUCAUGGGAUGGUAUUCUUACUGUAAUGUGUAUGGGGCAUAAUAGGGGGUGGGAGGAGGCUGCCUCAAUGUUCUCUGGUGCCUCCAUAGAGCUAAAGACAUGCAAUGCUGCUUUGCUUGAAGCUACUGGGAAAUCCUGGGAAGAGGCAUUUGCUUCAGCUGGACUUGGCGGGUGGAAACUUCAGGGCGUUGUGAAACCGAGUGAUAGCCCAAAAUUUUGAAUCCCAUCCACAACAUUUAGACCUCCAACCCUCCUCCUUUCCAAAAAUAAACAAGAUCCUGCCUUUUGGUUCUUCUCAUGGGCUGAACCAAAUUCGUCCUCUUUUAAUUGUUCAGGAUCUUUGUUGCAGUUUGGGCAGACAAUAUCAUCCUCCAACUCAGGAAAGGUGGAAAGCAAUGCUGUGUUGCUGGAGAUGCGUAUGGUUAUACAGGAGAAACAUCCAGAGCAAUUAUUCUAUUAAAAAAAAAAAGCAAAAGAAAAGAAAUCUCUACGGCAGUUCUGUUGAUCUGAUAUAUGUUCAUCUUUAGUGUGCACUGCUGUUUUUGAAAUGACAAAUCAGAUGUAUCGGACUGUAUUCGUAUAUAAUGCAACUAAUCUGAUUCCCUUAUAAAUGGGGAUGCCAAAACUUGAAAUGAUAGGAGAGCAGCGUUAAUUGUUAGCA